CGCCAUGCGUUCUUCUUUCCAGCAUUCUUCCAACGAGCUAAAACGAGAGCCCAGGGUUUAAGGAUUGGGGUUCUUGAGAGCUCAGGGUUUAAGAAUUAGGGUUCUUAUGGCGAUCGUGGGGGAAAAGGGGGCGAUGCGGCAGUGGUCGAGGUCCCAGCGCCAAUGCGGGAGGCGGAUCGCGCUGGUGCCGACGAUGGGAUUCCUACACGAAGGUCAUCUGUCGCUGGUGUCCGAGGCGAAGCAGCGAGCGGAGAAAGUGGUGGUGUCGAUUUAUGUGAAUCCCGGGCAAUUCGCUCCCGGGGAAGAUCUGGAUGUUUAUCCCCGCGAUUUCGAUGGCGAUGUCGAAAAGCUCAAGCCACUUGGCGUGGACAUCAUUUUCAAUCCACGCGACUUGUAUGUCCGAGACUCACCCGAGAAGAAUGGCGCCGGCCACGAGACUUGGAUCCGGGUGGAAAACUUGGAAAAGCCUCUUUGCGGUGGAAGCCGUCCAUUGUUCUUCAGGGGUGUUGCUACCGUGGUGUCAAAGCUUCUCAACAUUGUGGAGCCGGACGUGGUCGUGUUUGGCAAGAAGGAUUACCAGCAAUGGCGAGUCUUGUCUCGCAUGGUGAGGGAUUUAGACUUUGGAGUGGAGGUGGUCGGCUGCAAGCUCGUAAGAGAAGCCGAUGGCCUUGCAAUGAGCUCCCGGAAUGUGAGACUCACUGCCACCGAAAGAAAAAAUGCUUUGGCGAUCUUUCAUUCGCUCAAGAGGGCUGAGGAGCUCGUGAGAUCCGGCGAGACGGAUUCCAGUGUUCUCAUAGAACAGGCAGUGAGUGCCAUCAGCCAUGCCGGUGGAAGAGUGGAUUAUGCAAGCAUUGUCGACCAAGAAACACUGCAGAGUGUCGAUAAAGUGGCGAGCCCAUCAGUGUUUGCAAUUGCUGCGUGGUUUGGUAGUGUUCGUCUCUUAGACAAUGUUGAGCUUCCUAAUAGCUAAGCUAUUAUGUUCUUCAUCUUGAUUGCCAGGAAGAACAUCUUUAGAAGUUGUCCACAUUGCGGACCUAUUUUUCAGAAUCCAAAGUCAAAUAACGGGGCCUCGGAAGUUUCUAAA
Messenger RNA from Selaginella moellendorffii, 1084 nucleotides. Its product is annotated as pantoate--beta-alanine ligase. The transcript is spliced from 5 exons. Gene Ontology annotation, molecular function: pantoate-beta-alanine ligase activity. The record is from RefSeq and is a predicted model, not a curated record. NCBI's taxonomy places the organism in Eukaryota, Viridiplantae, Streptophyta, Lycopodiopsida, Selaginellales, Selaginellaceae. Gene Ontology annotation, biological process: pantothenate biosynthetic process. Bases 107 to 970 code for a protein of 287 amino acids.